UAACUAGAAGGCAUCUGAAUACUAAACUGGGGCGGUAUGCCUCGAAGCUGCGACUAAGUGGAUGUGGUUGCAGACUGAGGACGUAAGUCUUCAAGCCCCAGACUUCUCUUGCAAAAGUUGUUGAGGGAGCAGGCAGCGUCGCCUCCAUCCUGGCUGUUGGCUCAGACAAGCCCCUCAAGGAACUGGCAUGGGGAGCCUCAGAUUCCUGUCUCCCAAAGAGGAGUCUCAGUUCCAGCACCAGGGCGCAGUGGAACUGCUGGUCUUUAAUUUCCUUCUGAUUCUGACCAUCCUCACAAUAUGGUUAUUCAAAAACCACCGAUUCCGUUUCUUGCACGAAACUGGAGGGGCCAUGGUGUACGGUCUCAUAAUGGGAUUGAUUUUACGUUAUGCUACAGCCCCAACUGACAUUGAAAGUGGAACUGUCUAUGACUGUGGGAAGCUGGCUUCUGGUCCAUCAACACUUCUAGUCAAUAUCACUGACCAAGUUUACGAAUAUAAGUACCAAAGACAGGUCAGCAAACACAACAUCAGCCCUCACCAAGGCAAUGCGAUGCUUGAAAAGAUGACAUUUGAUCCAGAAAUCUUCUUCAAUGUUUUAUUGCCCCCGAUUAUCUUUCAUGCUGGAUAUAGUUUAAAGAAGAGACAUUUUUUCCGAAAUUUGGGAUCAAUUUUAACAUAUGCUUUUUUGGGAACUGCAAUUUCCUGUAUUGUUAUAGGGUUGAUCCUUAGAGGAACUGGGAAGGCACACAUGGCACUGGAGAACAAGUUAGCCUCACAGCAAGGGGCUCUCUCUGAAGACCUAGGCAUGGACCAAAUUGUUCUGGAACUGUGGCAAGACAGGGAGAGGAGAUGGAAGACCAGGAGACAGUUUUGUUUUAGAUCAGAGAAGGUCAGCUUUCUGACAUUUUGGCAUGGAGACUCGACUUUAAAAUCCUCUAGCUAGGCCACUGUCUCUCCCUCUCCGCCCCCCACCUCCCACCCCUUGCAUUUAGUUUAAGAACAGUUAUAUAAGACCUUUAUACCCUAGCUCACAUGGCCCAAAUCCUUAUUUCAAAAGAGACCUAGAGAGACCAAAAAGCUGUCAAGUGACCAAAGACAAAAAGGUGAAGCUGCCCAGAGGAAGAACUGGAACAUUUAAAAGUAUGCAAUAAAAACUUCUCCCAGGUAGCCUGAUUCUGGGGAACCAGAGAUGAAGCGGAAGAGAUGGCCUGGACUUCAGAGAGAUAUAAAUGCACCGCUCUCACUUACAAUGAUUUUGGCUCUUUUCCCUAAGAGCCCUUUGUGAAGACAGCAGCUUUGUCUGUUCCUCAGACAAACCAAAGGCUUCCCAGAAGGAUAUUUUUUUUUGGGAGGUUGAGGGGUUGGGGAGGGGACUCCUUGGCCCAGAGAAGCCCUAAUUGGUGGCAAAUAUGAAUGCUGGGGAAAGCCAUCAAGUCUAAGAAGGCCAAGGAAACAUCACUUCCUGUGGACAGCUUCUAUUUUUUCCUACCUCCAUCUGAAGCCAGCUGAGGGCCCACAACAUAUGUUGCAUUUUUUAUUGGGUUUCUACAAUGCUUUGUCUAUUGUUAAUUAAAAUGAGCUCCUACACAUGAAA
Messenger RNA from Phascolarctos cinereus (koala), 1594 nucleotides. Lineage: Eukaryota; Metazoa; Chordata; Mammalia; Diprotodontia; Phascolarctidae. The record is from RefSeq and is a predicted model, not a curated record.